This is a messenger RNA of Daucus carota subsp. sativus, 2175 nucleotides long. RefSeq lists its product as uncharacterized. Lineage: Eukaryota; Viridiplantae; Streptophyta; Magnoliopsida; Apiales; Apiaceae. The transcript is spliced from 3 exons. The record is from RefSeq and is a predicted model, not a curated record. Bases 1 to 2175 code for a protein of 724 amino acids.
AUGAAGCGAAAGUUUUUGAUGUUGACAAUAUUAGUAUCAGGCCCACACGAACCAGGUAAUAAUCUCGACGUCUAUUUACAACCACUAAUUGAUGAUUUGAAGAAGUUGUGGGAAGAAGGGGAACCAAAUGUAUAUGACGCAUAUACUAAAUCUGAUUUUACUUUAAAAGCAGUGCUGAUGUGGACAGUGAAUGAUUUCCCCGCAUAUGGAAAUUUGUCCGGCUGCAUCAAUAAGGGUUAUAUUGGUUGUCCAAUCUGUGGUGACCAAACUGCAGCUAAAUAUCUAAGUAACAGUCGAAAAAUGUGCUAUCAAGGUCAUCGUAGGUAUUUAGAUCGCCAUCACCCUUAUAGGAAGCAGAGGGUAGCUUUUAACGGGGAACAAGAGUUAGAGCAAGCUCCUGUGCCACUGACUGGAGAACAAGUGCUAGAGCAACAAAAAAAAAUUAAAUUUGAAUUUGGUCAGGUGAAGAAGAAGUCAAAGAAGGUUGACUGUGCAUGGAAAAAGAAAUCAGUUUUUUUUGAGUUAGAGUAUUGGAAGUUUCAUCAUGUGCGGCACUGUCUUGAUGUUAUGCACAUCGAGAAGAAUGUGUGUGAAAGUUUGCUAGGGACGAUACUAAAUCUGAAAUUUAAAACUAAAGAUAGUGUCGCUUCUCGUCUUGAUUUGCUUGAAAUGGGUUUAAGGACAGAUUUAGCUCCGCAAAUAGGUGAUAAAAAGACUUACCUACCCCCUGCAUCUUAUACUUUGUCAAAGGCAGAAAAGAAAACCAUGUUAGAAUCAUUGGCAUUUAUGAAGCUUCCUUAUGGACAUGCGUCGAACAUAAAAAACUGUAUAAAAUUACCUGAAAUGAAGUUAUUUGGGUUGAAGUCCCAUGACUGUCAUAUUCUCCUACAACAGUUGCUUCCAGUAGCAAUUCGCUCGGUGCUUCCCAAGAAUGUUAGGGUAAGCAUAAUACGAUUGUGCUUUUUCUUCAAUUCUCUGUGUAGCAAAGUUGUCGAUGUAUCAAAACUGGAUAAACUGCAAUCUGAUGUGGUGUUGACGUUGUACGAGCUAGAAAAAAUAUUCCCCCCUUCAUUCUUCGAUGUAAUGAUCCAUCUUACAGUGCACUUGGUUAGGGAAUUGCGUUUAUGUGGACCGGUUUUCUUUAGAUGGAUGUUUCCGUUUGAACGGUUCAAUAAAGUUUUAAAAAGUUAUGUAAGGAAUCGUUUUUAUCCCGAAGGUUGUAUAGCUGAAAGUUAUCUUGGAGAAGAAUCAAUAGAAUUUUGCAGUGAGUUUGUAAGACAGAGUUGCACGACUGCUGGUCUUCGACAGGAUGAGGAAAAGGUUUCAGGGCCAUUAUCUUCCGUGACUAUGAAAACAGUGGAAGAAAAGGAAAGGGAUGAGGCGCAUUUGCAUGUUCUUUUCAAUAAUUCUGAAGUUGAGCCAUUCAUAAAGAUGCAUAAAGAGCAAUUAAAAAAGAUGUAUGGGAACAAAAAGAGUGCUCAGUGGCUAAUGGGGGAGCACAAUCGGCUGUUUGCUGAUUGGUUUGAAAAAAAGGUUAAUACUGAAAUGAUGCAAAAUGCUCAAGGCGUUUCCGAAACAACAAGAUGGUUGGCUGGAAAACCGUCUUUCUCUGUUCUGUAUUAUGAAGGAUAUGUCGUUAAUGGGGUUAAAUACUUCACAAAGCAGCGAGAUGACGCAAGGGCUGUUCAAAACAACGGUGUGUCCGUAGUUGCCAAGACAGUCCUAGUCUCGAGUGCUAAAGAUUUAAACCCAAUUGAGAGUGAAAUGACGUAUUAUGGUAUAAUCGAAGAAAUAUGGGAACUAGAUUACCAUGCAUUCAAAGCACCAUUAUUUUUGUGUAAAUGGGCAGCAAAUGACAGAGGUAUUAAAGUUGAUGAGCUCGGCUUUACACUAGUGGACUUCACCAGACCAGGCCACAAAAAGGAUAAAUUUAUCUCUGUAGACCAAGUGAGCCAAGUGUUUUAUAUUCAAGAUCCAAUCGAUACCAACUGGUCUGUGGUGCUUAAGUCGACGAAUCGAGACUACAAUGAAGUCUACCAUGAAGAUGGUCUGGGAGAUACUGUAUUAGAUGAACCCCCAUUUUGUUCCAAAAUCCCUGUGUGUGAUGUGUCUGAUGGUGAUGUUGGUAUUAGCAACCAAAGACUGAAUGUAGAAGGGAUUUGGUUACAUAAGUGA